Molecule: messenger RNA, 4579 nt
Organism: Platichthys flesus (European flounder)
Lineage: Eukaryota; Metazoa; Chordata; Actinopteri; Pleuronectiformes; Pleuronectidae
Gene: ets1
Product: v-ets avian erythroblastosis virus E26 oncogene homolog 1
Exons: 8
Coding region: 477-1670 (397 amino acids)
Biological process (GO): regulation of transcription by RNA polymerase II; cell differentiation
Cellular component (GO): nucleus
Molecular function (GO): DNA-binding transcription factor activity, RNA polymerase II-specific; sequence-specific DNA binding
Source: RefSeq, a predicted model, not a curated record
AUAUCGAUUACAUGAUCAGAUUUGCUCUGAUAUAUCUUCAAAUAAGUUAAGCUUUGUAGGUUUGUUGUUCAAAAACAUAUCCCUCUUCCUUUCAUCCUGCUUUGAUCUCAGUGAGGAUCCAGACUAUCAAAGCACCCAUCUCUCACCCAUAUAUUCAGCGUCAUACUUGGAGAGCCGGGGUAUUCUGCCCCUGGAGCCGGCAAGGGAGUCAAACUGUGUUGCUCACUGCCUCCUCUGCCUCCCUCAAUCCUUUCUUCUCUGUCUCCCCUUCCUCCCCCUCAGUGUUUGAAACUGGCUUUCCAGAGGGGAGGAGAGACAGACUGAGGUCAUGAAUCUGCAGUGCUGAGGCUUGCCUCUCUGACCCUGCUGCCUGGAAGACUUUGCUUGCUGCAGCGGUAGUCCAGGGCACAGACAGGGAAGCUCGCAACUAUCCAGAGUGCGGAGAUGUCCCCCUGCUGACACCAGGAAGUAAAGAGAUGAUGUCCCAGGCUCUGAAGGCCACCUUCAGUGGCUUUACAAAGGAACAGCAGCGGCUGGGUAUUCCCAAGGAUCCCAGACUGUGGACAGAAAACCACGUGGCUGAGUGGUUAACAUGGACCGUGAACGAGUUCAGCCUGAAGAACGUUGACUUUGAGAAAUUCUGUAUGAACGGAGACAGCUUGUGUGCGAUGGGGAAGGAGCGCUUCCUUGACUUAGCACCUGACUUUGUGGGGGACAUCCUUUGGGAACAUUUAGAAAUGCUUCAAAAAGAGGAUACAAAGCAUUAUCCCAUCAAUGGAUUGACCUCCAACUUCCAGGAAUCCCGUUAUACCUCAGACUACUUUGUCAGCUACGGUGUUGAGCAUGCUCAGUGUGUCCCUCCUUCUGAAUACUCAGAGCCCGGCUUCAUCACCGAGUCCUACCAGACGCUUCAUCCCAUCAGCUCGGAGGAACUGCUCACGCUCAAGUAUGAGAGUGAAUACCCUGCUGUCAUCCUGCGGGACACGCCCCUCAACCCGCUGCAGGGGGACUACUUCAACGUCAAGCAGGAGGUAGUGUCCCCCGACAACAUGUGUGUGGGACGCCUCAGCAGAGGUAAGCUUGGCGGCCAGGAUUCCUUCGAGAGCAUCGAGAGCUUCGAGAGCUGUGACCGACUGACCCAGUCGUGGAGCAGCCAAUCCUCGUUCAGCAGCCUGCAGCGGGUGCCCUCUUACGACAGCUUCGACUCAGAAGACUACCCCACUGCCUUGCACGGUCACAAGCCCAAGGGCACCUUCAAAGACUACGUGAGGGAGCGCACAGACCUCAGCAAGGAUAAACCCGUCAUCCCUGCAGCGGCGCUGGCAGGAUACACAGGCAGUGGCCCCAUCCAGCUGUGGCAGUUCCUUCUAGAGCUGCUGACCGACAAGUCUUGCCAGUCCUUCAUCAGCUGGACAGGCGACGGCUGGGAGUUCAAGCUCUCUGACCCAGAUGAGGUUGCGCGGAGGUGGGGCAAGAGGAAAAACAAGCCCAAAAUGAACUAUGAGAAGCUGAGCCGUGGCCUGCGCUACUACUACGACAAGAACAUCAUCCAUAAGACAUCGGGGAAGCGCUACGUCUACCGCUUUGUCUGUGACUUAAAAAGCCUGCUGGGGUACACUCCCGAGGAGCUGCACGCAAUGUUGGACGUAAAGCCCGAUACAGACGAGUGAAAGCAAAUUUGAAAAAGGAUGCGGAGACGGACGUUUAAAGCGCCGCAUGGACUGGGGCUCCUAAAGUGGUCUUAACUGUUUGAUAGUAUUGGUAAACCAUUUUUUGGGGGGGACCAAAAUGUUUUUAAUGACUUACUGUGGUCUUUGUCAACUUCGAGCUCUUGUCUCUCAGACCAUGAUUUAACAGGAAGGCACAACCCUAAAGCCUGUAUUCAUACCCUGUUGCAUUUGAAAUGUGUGUGUGCAAAUGUGUUACCGGUAUUAUUUUGCAGCUCGUGGCAGACGGAAUGCUAUUGGGUAGAGUUGAGGUUCCGGGCUGCCGAGGUAGCACAGUGACAAGAGGACCAAGACAGGAAGUGUUAGAGAAGAAAAUAAAAUGAUUCAUUUUAUUCUUAGGGUAAACGGAGAGCAGGCAGAAAGCUCCAGCUAAGAAAACGGUUGCCAAAAUAUAAAAACCCAAGGGAGGAAGGUAUAAUGUCAUAUUUAGAUAUAUACGGUAUGUUCACUGUUUCUGAGAUUUUUCAGCUUGGACCAAAAAGUGUUGUUCAUAGUUUUUUUUUUGUUUAAGGAGCUUGUACUUGUGCCAGUAUCGUAUUACUGAUCGUGAGAACACCCAAUGUAAACCUACCUAGCAGGCAUAUAUUGGAAAGAUCUCAUGUUGUCAAUGAAGGUAUCACAGUUGGAACCAAAUAAUGGGCUGCCGUCAGAACUGUUCUCUUUCUCUUGGAGCCUUAGAUUAAAAUGUGCUGAUCCGUUAUCAGAAAACAUCACAGACACCGGAUCUGUGGUUUCAUAGGGUGCGAGGACCUGGUGAGAUUACUCAUAACUUGAGUCUCUGAUAGACAGACAACUGAAAGCAGCCGUUGCUUUUGAAACUGACGCGUUCACCUUAAUGUACAUGUUUGCCACUUUGUUAGAGACACAUAUUGUGACUGAAACUUGUGCAUUUUGCAUAUACCACCAGUAUUAGCAAACUGUAGACAAUCAGGAGUCCUCGCUGAGAAGAGUUGUUUCAUGUGCAGAUUAGAUGCAUAGUUUCUCGCUUCACUGUCCGUGUUCGUUGCUUUAGAAGUUUUGGAAUUAUCUAUAUGUCUGUCUGUACAAUAAAAUCGCAAGUGAAGUAUCUGAGGGUCUGGUUUUGCAAAUUCCUAAGAAUGUCAGGUUAUUCUUUCUUUAGUUUUGCAGAGUGUUUUGGCCACAAGGAAGUGGCUGUAGUAAAGUGUGGAGAUGCAGUUAAGGAUGAAGCAACAGUGAUAGAAAAGUGUUGAUGAAAGAGAAUCGGAAGCUGCGUGGGACAAAGUGACUGAAAGGAAUCUGUGGUUCCGGUGAAGUCUAUUGACAUAGACAGAAAUGAGAAAGUUUGGAUUUUUGGCCUUACACAACCUGUUUAUUUAAUGAGCAAGUUCAGACACUGCUUAUAGCUGAAACCUGAAUGCAAACUGACGUUUAGGACUAGUGACAGACAUUUGUGUUUCAUUUGUAUGUUGUGUGUUAUUUGUCUAUGAUCAAAAUAGCAUUCAGUUCAUAUUGUAUAGUUUGCGCAAAAAAACACAUGCAGAGAUUAGCUGUUAACUUUGAGCGAAUUGGCAGCAGUUCCUAUCCGACAGUGGGAACCGUGGCUGUACACUGGCCUUAUGGGAAAUGCCAAAGUAAAAAAAAAUCAUCUAAGAAGACAAUGUUAUUGUUUACAGUGGCUGAAUGUUACCCAUAUAGAUGCAAAUAGCUUUUGCGAUGUCUGUUUGUACAGAUUGUAUUUCAUAAUGCUUUAUUGAGACCCAGAUUACACAAAUAAGCAAGAGACAAAGCCGUAAUAAUAACCAAAACCCAUGUGAGGUCUUUUGGCCGUGGUGCCUCGGGUUUCGUCCACAGCUGUGGAAGACAGGGACCAAAAAAUCUUUAACAUUCACAAGUGUUGACUCGCUUUUAUCUGUUAAUAUGUUGGAAAGCCCAUAGCUUUAGGACAAAGAGAACUCACCGUCACUGUUCUGGGUUUCCCACUGAAAGGAGAUGCUGUACAGGAUGUUGAAAUGGUAACAAGCUUGUGUGCGCCAUCACCGAGCGCUGACUCACAAACCUCCAGCCAUGCUCGUCAUGCGGCACCAGGAAAUGAAUUGGUAGCUGUACUUUCAUCCUUUUCUGCACGUUGGUGUCAAGGUUUCAAAUCACUGUUUUUUUUUUGUUCAGGUUGUUUUUUCUGAUGUUGAUGUUUUAUGUUAAAGAGAGCUUUACAGAUUUUUAAAUAUAUUUGUAACGGUUGCCAGUGCCCUUUUUUUUUUUCAUCUUUCCAUACAUGGUCAUGAUGUUAGUAUGGUUGACUCCAUAAGAUCAAUGUGCUAAAAGAAAACGUUACUUAUAUUAUUUUAAUAUUAUUUUGUCAGGAAAAUAUACUGUUGUUAACUGUCAGCAAAUACUGCAGGUCUUAUGUAUUAAUGAAUCGUAGUCAGGCAAGUGUAUACACACCAAUAGAUUGUGGCAUAUGCAUAUCUCAGAAUGGAUUCAGAAGGAAAAAAAUCUUUUUUUGUUUUUGGAUGUUGUUUUUUUGUACAUUUUAUAGUGUCUCUGUAUUUUUUUUACGAGAUAAUUUUUAUUGUAUUUAGUUCACAAACAUUUGAAUAUUUUUCAAUAAUUUAUAUUUUAUAAAAGACAAGAGAUGCAGACAGCUGGUGCUUUCACGGGAAUAUAAAGGUAGCGCAGGACAAAAUAAUGUAGCGACUCUUUUCUGUUUGUUUGUUUUUGUUUGUUUUUUUAAUUCUUUUUUGUAUAGAAAAUCAAGCUGUCUGCUAGAGGAAAAAAAGGCUGAUGCUGGCCCAUCAAUGAUUUCUGCUGGAAAGGUUUUAUAAACUGUAGCUUCUAUUUCUAAAAUGUACUUAAUGUACUUCAAAAUGUUAUAAAAUAUAUGUGAACAAAGA